Cylindrotheca closterium is the source of this 1566-nucleotide messenger RNA. NCBI's taxonomy places the organism in Eukaryota, Bacillariophyta, Bacillariophyceae, Bacillariales, Bacillariaceae. The record is from the annotation of a GenBank genome assembly.
AUGUCGAAUCGUGAAUCUAUGCUCGUUCCAGAGGCCACUGAAUGUGACUACCUUCCCGACGUCUUGACCAUCUUUGUGGUUGGAGCAUCAGGUGAUUUGGCCAAGAAAAAGACAUAUCCGUCACUGUUUGAUUUGCAUCGUCAUGGAUUCUUAAUUUCCGACAAGACCAUCAUCUGCGGUUACGCUCGGUCUCCUAAAUCAGAUGAAGAUUUCAGGGACCAGCUAAUGCCUUACCUUAAAGAUGGGACGGAGGAAGAAAAGAAAGAAUUUUUGGAUCUCUGCAUUUACCGCAAGGGUGCCUACGAUUCCACCGACGAUGUGGCAUCUGUAUUUGAAGAGUUAAAAGAGAAGGAGGCCGAGCUGGGAGAAGGCGGCAAGGUCAACCGUCUCUUUUACUUUGCGAUUCCACCGACUGUCUUUGUUCCCAUCGGAAAGAGUAUCAAAGAGGCUGUGAUUGACCGAGCUGGAGAGUCGGUUGGAUGGUCCCGUCUGAUUGUGGAAAAACCAUUUGGCAAGGAUUCUGAAUCCUUUCAAGAGCUUUCGAGCGACAUGAAAGCCUUGUAUUCGGAAGAUUACAUUUAUCGCAUUGACCACUAUUUGGGCAAGGAAAUGGUCCAGAACUUGCUCAUUCUGCGAUUCUCAAACGCCAUUUUUGAACCGCUUUGGAAUCGCAAUCAUGUCAAGAGCGUGACAAUUACAUUCAAGGAGAACUUUGGGACCAAGGGACGAGGUGGAUACUUUGAUUCAUAUGGUAUCAUUCGCGAUGUCAUUCAGAAUCACUUGCUCCAAGUUAUGAGUCUAGUCGCUAUGGAACCUCCCGUGAAAGUGACCGGCGAAGGUUCUGCAAAUUACAUUCGUGACGAAAAGGUAAAGGUUCUAAAUUGUAUCGAUCCCGUCAAAUUGGAAGACUGUGUGUUGGGACAGUACCUUGCCGCUCCCGAUGGAUCCGAAGUCGCCUACACUGAAGAUGACACGGUUCCUGACGACAGUGUGACGCCAACCUUUGCCACCAUUGUCUUGUGGAUCAAGAAUCCUAGAUGGGACGGAGUUCCAUUUAUCAUCAAAGCAGGAAAGGCCUUGAAUGAACGAAAGGCUGAUAUCCGCGUCCAAUUCAAGAAUGCCCCUGGUUCCGGAAAUUUAUUUGAUGGGCAAACUAUCACUGAAAACGAAUUGGUGAUGCGACUUCAACCCGAUGAGGCUGUGUAUAUCAAGACCAAUGUCAAGAAGCCUGGUCUAGCCACCAAGCCCAUCAUGUCCGAAUUGGAUCUGAGCUACAAGGAGCGAUAUGAUGUGGAACUUUUUGACGCCUACACUCGUCUCAUACUGGAAGUCAUUCGUGGACGCCAAGCUACCUUUGUGAGAGACGACGAACUAAAGGCAUCUUGGGACAUUUUCACACCCCUGUUGCACCAAAUCGAUGACGGCAAAGUCAAUCCAAUCCUUUACGAGUAUGGCAGCCGCGGGCCUCCCGAAUCCGAUCAGUUGACAGAAAGAGUUGGGUACCAUUAUCAUGGUGGAAACUACACAUGGGAGAAGAACGAAACAAUUGGAGAGCAAGAAAUCUAA